GGGCUGUCGGUGUAAAUUCUGGAAAGUGAGGGAGGGUGAAUGAGACCUGGACUAGAACCAGGUGGAGUCAGGAAUAAGAGCGUGGUGGAGGGGCGAGAGGAAACAGAUGAGAGAUGGGUGUUUAUAGGACAAUUCCGGGACCAGAAGAGCUGAAAGGGCGACUAGAGUAAGGUUGUAAGAAGUGAUGGCCGUCUGGGACAAGGGUGCCUGGGGAAUUAUGUUAAUUGAAGAGGUUCAUCAAGAUCCAAGGUGAAAGCAGUAAGGUGAUGAGACAGGGCUGAAAGCAAACGGUGAGAGGAGCAAGGAAGAGAUGGGCCCCGGGAUUUGAAGGAUGAGAUGGGGAGUAAGGGAAGAAAAGGGGGCCAAGGGAAACUGGGGGAGUCCUGAUGGAUGUAGCGCGGGGGUGGGAAUCGAAUCUGCAUGUUGUGGGAAGAUGCUCCAGAAGGUCUGCAAGGGUCAGAGCACAAAUGCUGUAGUGAAGGAUCAAGUGUAGGGAGCCUUUGGUGCAGAAGAGGAGGAGCCAUGAUUCUUUGGAUGGGAAGAGACCUUGAAAGGAGCUCUAGUUUAUCCUGCAACUUCAGUCAUUAUCCCACUUAAAUCAUCCCAGGUGAUAGAGAAAGGGAAACCUGACCAAUGACUGAGGAGUAAUAUGGAAGAAGAUGGAAAAUACUUGUUUAAUGGGUUAAGAAAGUGGCGACUUCUCUGAGACAUGGAUAGAUGCAAACAUGUAGGGCGGUUACGGCUCGCCCAGGACCACUCCAUCCUGAACCCUCAGAAGUGGUGCUGCUUGGAGUGCGCCACCACCGAGUCCGUGUGGGCUUGCCUCAAGUGCUCCCACGUGGCCUGCGGCCGCUACAUCGAGGACCAUGCACUGAAACACUUUGAAGAGACUGGGCACCCGCUAGCCAUGGAAGUCCGGGAUCUCUACGUGUUCUGUUACCUGUGCAAGGACUACGUGCUCAAUGACAACCCGGAGGGGGACCUGAAGCUGCUGAGAAGCUCCCUCUUGGCGGUCCGGGGCCAGACGCAGGAUCCACCGCUGAGAUGCGGGCGGACGCUGCGCUCCAUGGCCCUGGGCGAGGACGUGGUCCCGCCGCAGCGCGCUCCUCAGGGACAGCCGCAGAUGCUCACAGCUCUGUGGUACCGGCGCCAGCGCCUGCUGGCCAGAACGCUGCGGCUGUGGUUCGAGAAGAGCUCCCGGGGCCGGGCCAAGCUGGCGCAGCGGCGGCAGGCGGAGGCACUGGAGCGCAAGAAGGAGGCGGCGCGGCAGCGGCGGCGCGAGGUGAAGCGGCGGCUGCUGGAGGAGCCGGCCAGUGCCCCUCCACGCAAGAGUGCGCGGCUGCUGCUGCACGCGCCCCGCCACACGGUCCCAGUCGCUGCCCGCCCUGCCACCCUCCCUACCUCCCGCAGAGCGCCCGCUGUUACGCUCAAGCAGCGCCGCCAACCAGCCGUGGCCCCGGGUGUCACGGGCCUGCGCAACCUGGGCAACACCUGCUACAUGAACUCCAUCCUCCAGGUGCUCAGCCACCUCCAGAAGUUCCGAGAAUGUUUCCUGAACCUUGACCCUUCCAAAACGGAACAUCUGUUUCCCAGAGCCACCAACGGGAAGGCUCAGCUCUCGGGGAGACCGGCUAGCAGCUCAGCCACUGAGCUGUCGUCGAGGAGCGACAGGGCCGAGUCCUGCGAGCGGGAGGGUUUCUGCUGGAACCGCGGGGCCUCCAUCAGCCGGAGCCUGGAGCUCAUCCAGAACAAGGAACCCAGCUCGAAGCACAUUUCCCUCUGCCGCGAACUGCACACCCUCUUCCGAGUCAUGUGGUCCGGGAAGUGGGCCCUAGUGUCGCCCUUCGCCAUGCUUCAUUCGGUGUGGAGCCUAAUUCCUGCUUUCCGCGGAUAUGACCAACAGGAUGCGCAGGAAUUUCUCUGCGAGCUGCUGCACAAAGUGCAGCAGGAACUUGAGUCGGAGGGCACCACACGCCGGAUCCUCAUCCCUUUCUCCCAGAGGAAGCUCACCAAACAGGUCUUAAAGGUGGUGAAUACCAUAUUUCAUGGGCAGCUGCUCAGUCAGGUCACAUGUAUAUCAUGCAGUUACAAAUCCAAUACCAUUGAGCCCUUUUGGGAUCUGUCCCUGGAAUUCCCUGAACGUUAUCACUGCAUAGAAAAGGGGUUUGUCCCUUUGAAUCAGACAGAGUGCCUGCUCACGGAGAUGCUGGCCAAGUUCACAGAGACAGAGGCCCUGGAAGGGAGAAUCUACGCUUGUGAUCAGUGUAACAGCAAACGACGAAAAUCCAAUCCAAAACCCCUUGUUCUGAGUGAAGCUAGAAAGCAGUUAAUGAUCUACAGACUACCUCAGGUUCUCCGGCUGCACCUUAAAAGAUUCAGGUGGUCUGGCCGUAAUCAUCGAGAGAAGAUUGGGGUCCAUGUCGUCUUUGACCAGGUAUUAACCAUGGAACCUUACUGCUGCAGGGACAUGCUCUCCUCUCUUGACAAAGAGACCUUUGCCUAUGAUCUCUCCGCAGUGGUCAUGCAUCACGGGAAAGGGUUUGGCUCAGGACACUACACAGCCUAUUGCUACAACACAGAGGGAGGUUUUUGGGUCCACUGCAAUGACUCAAAGCUGAAUGUAUGCAGUGUCGAGGAAGUGUGCAAAACCCAGGCCUACAUCCUUUUUUACACUCAAAGAACAGUGCAGGGCAAAGCAAGACUCUCAGAAACCCAACUCCAAGCUCAGGUGCAGUCCAGCAACAGCGAUGAAGGCAGACAACAGACAUUCCCCUGAAUGGGAGAUGUGUAUCAAAGACUGGCUUGCUUUUAAACUAUUGGUGUCCGUAUGUCUUUCCUCUCAUAGGAAAUAAGGCUUACUGCAGGAGCAGGAUCACUAGGUUUGCCUCACUGGGUCUAGAGUAGAAGAUGCCAGGUGAUUCAUGUCCUACCAUAAAUUUUGUAGUCACUUUCUUUUGA
Molecule: messenger RNA, 2958 nt
Organism: Carlito syrichta (Philippine tarsier)
Lineage: Eukaryota; Metazoa; Chordata; Mammalia; Primates; Tarsiidae
Gene: USP49
Product: ubiquitin specific peptidase 49
Exons: 8
Coding region: 710-2776 (688 amino acids)
Biological process (GO): protein deubiquitination
Cellular component (GO): cytoplasm
Molecular function (GO): zinc ion binding; cysteine-type deubiquitinase activity
Source: RefSeq, a predicted model, not a curated record